UUAUAAACAAUUACAAAACUUUACUCUUGUUUCGAAACCACUGGUAUGCACUGGUAUAAAAUAUGGUCUGGAGGUUAUCAAUACAACUGCCGAUUGAAGUUGUGAUUAAAUUUGGCAGAAGGAUUAGAAUACACGAACCCACGUUUAUUCUGCACUAUAAUGUUUGAUAAAACAUAGAGACAUACUUCAUAUCUAAGCCACUUGUAAUUGUUGACCAAAUUCCUACAAUGGAGGGAACUUUGUUUAUUGAAGUUGGCAUCUUAAUCUUCCUCAUAAUUCUAGUCAGAGUCUUCUACCUCAUCCACAAAAUAACCACAGGAAACACAAAGAUAUACCCAAAGCGUAUGAAGCCAGCUAAAACUUUAAUAUGUAUAGGUUCUGGUGGACACACCACAGAAAUGUUGACUCUGAUGGAAUCUCUAGAUUUUAGCAAUUAUACUUCUAGACAUUACAUAAUGGCCAGUAGUGAUUCCACCAGUAUCAGUAAAGUGAACACCUUUGAAAGUCACAUAAAUAAAGGCAAAUAUUCAAUAAAAAGAAUACCAAGAAGUAGGCAUGUGCAUCAGAGUUAUAUUAGCUCUGUCUUUACAACAAUCUAUGCAACUUUACAUUGUAUACCAGUAGUGCUAAGGUUGAGGCCAGAUCUAAUACUAUGCAAUGGUCCUGGCACAUGCAUUCCAAUAUGUAUUGUGGCAUUUAUCAUGAAGGUUGCAUUUUUGUGUGACACUAAGAUUGUGUUCAUUGAGAGCUUCUGCAGAACUCAAACAUUUUCCCUCAGUGGGAAGAUUUUAAUUUAUGUCGCUGAUAAUAUUCUGGUGCAGUGGCCAUCUUUAAAGAGGAAAUUGAAGAGGUCUGAUUAUAUAGGACAAUUGAUGUAAGAAGUUGUAUCAUUAAAUGUAUUUUUGUAUUUUUUAUUAUGUGAAAGAAUUUUGAUGAUUUUUAUGUAUUUAAUUAAAUAAAUUGACUGUGUGAAUCAUUGCAAAUACUAAA
Molecule: messenger RNA, 990 nt
Organism: Dalotia coriaria
Lineage: Eukaryota; Metazoa; Arthropoda; Insecta; Coleoptera; Staphylinidae
Gene: Alg14
Product: ALG14, UDP-N-acetylglucosaminyltransferase subunit
Exons: 3
Coding region: 228-878 (216 amino acids)
Biological process (GO): dolichol-linked oligosaccharide biosynthetic process
Cellular component (GO): UDP-N-acetylglucosamine transferase complex
Molecular function (GO): N-acetylglucosaminyldiphosphodolichol N-acetylglucosaminyltransferase activity
Source: RefSeq, a predicted model, not a curated record